AUGCGCUCUUUCGUAGGAAUCGUGAUUUUGGUCCUCCUCGCCAACGUCUCCGCAAAGGAUGCAGUUAGAGUCGAAUUACCAGCUAACACGGUAAAUCUCAGAUUUAAAAUAUUUGAUCUUUAUACGUGCGAGUUUUAUUUUUUAAAGGAAAAACUGGAAAAGGAGGCAGUGCCGGUGAACAAAACUGAAGAGAAAGAAUACACCUUGGAAGAGCUGUUGGGAGAGGACAAUGUUACAGCAAUCGAAGCGUUAUUAGAGGCCGAUAAGAAGCGGCACAACUCCACUCAAGCCUUGGCGGCUGCACUGGCGGCUGCAGGAAGCAAAUCGGCCGAGGUGGUCAACAGAAUAUUAGGAGGAGAUUUAGUUGUCCCAGGAGAGCAAACCUUCAACGCUUUUCUUGUAACCGUACCAGUGAGUGGGCCAGCUAGAAUCUGCGGAGGUGCAUUGCUGUCGGCGCAAUGGGUACUCACCGCCGCCCAAUGCGUCGCUGGGUCGGCUUUAAUCCAGGUAGUAGCAGGCCCGUCGACGUCGGUUGGCGUUCCGUUCGUCCAUCCCAAAUUCGUGCUGAAUUUUCUGUUAAAUGACAUCGCGCUGGUCAAGUUAGCAACACCCACCACGCUCGGAGCUUUUGCUUCGACUAUCCGGCUCUCGACCGCCACUACCACCAGCAUGGACAAUGUCCAGCUCAGGACCUUUGGCAUUGGCGCCAGUGAUAACACCAUUGGUGUAUCGGGACCUUUGCAAUUCGUCGACAUGACGAAUGUGAAAAAGUCCGAGUGUCUGUCACAAACUGCAAGCUUCUUCGUCGCCUACCCGACGAACACUGGAUGUUUGAGCACCGCAGGUGGAACCAAAGGAUUUUGCUCUAGUGACGCUGGCUCGCCUGUCGUGCACAUCGAUGAAGCAGAAGGCACGACUACACUUUACGGAUUGAAUUCCCUAUCCCUGGGCUGCCCGAGCCAAUAUCCCAGCGCCUACACUCUGGUCCAGCCGUACAUCACCUGGAUCAAAUUGACGACUAAUCUGAAGACAUUAACGUGAUCUGUAUUUCAUUUGUUUUUGUUCUAAAUAAAAAGGUAUCGGUUGAUUUUUGACAUUUAUAGUAAUUUAAAUUGUUAUUGUUUUGUUGACGAAAUAAAAAUGGAUCUA
Molecule: messenger RNA, 1149 nt
Organism: Cloeon dipterum
Lineage: Eukaryota; Metazoa; Arthropoda; Insecta; Ephemeroptera; Baetidae
Product: brachyurin-like
Exons: 7
Coding region: 1-1041 (346 amino acids)
Biological process (GO): proteolysis
Molecular function (GO): serine-type endopeptidase activity
Source: RefSeq, a predicted model, not a curated record